AUGUUUCAUUUAUUUGUGGCAUUUUUGGCUUUUAGUUGGCUGCUGUAUAGACUUGUACGUUUCAUUACAAUACCAGUCUCUAGCAUUGUGGUAACGCUAGGUGUGAAAACUCCACCAACGACCAAAGUUUCAAUAGAUAAGAUUACUAGUGACAGUAUAACUAUACACUGGGAAAAUGAGCCACUAAAUCAGGAUUCUAAAGAAGUGAAUACCGAUUCUGGAAAUGGGUAUACCAACGAAUAUUCGAUUUGCCAUUAUAUUUUAUACCUGAAUAAUAAACAAAUUGCGGUGUUUCAUAACAGUCCUAACGCAUUGUACACAUGUUGUGCAAUUACUGGAUUGGAACACGGCAUGGAAUAUCAGCUAGAUUUUGUUUCUGUGAAUAAGUUGGGAUAUGUUAACAAGUUGCCCUCUAUUUAUUGUAAAACAGACGCUAUUACUGGAAAUGGCAUUGAUAAAACAGACAUCAUACAUAAUAAUGAAUUUAAUGAUCAAAUGGAUAAUUCACAAAAAACCACUAGGUGGAGGAGAAAUACUUUGGUGAAAAAGCUCACAUCCACGUUUUCUGGAGACUCCUCACAAUCCAAAAUAAGUACAGAUAAUUAUGGUUUGAGUGUAAAUGGUUUUAAUGCCGGCUCCAAUUUGCAAUCAUAUACUAGUUUGACGACACUGAAAGACUUGGAAAACUAUACCAUUGAUGAUUUGAAAAAGAUAUUGGUCUGCUCCCAAGAAGACCUGCAUGAUGUCCUUGCACAAGAGAAGUCAAUCUCUGAGGAUUUUCAGGAAUCACAAGUUCAAUUACAAAUGGAAUUAGAUAAUUUGAAAACUAGUUGGUCUCAUGAAAUGAAUCUAAGGAAGUCACUGAAAUCAUCAAUCAAAUCUCUAGAAAACUCUAAACUAUUAACAGAUACCAAAUCAGAAAAGGUAAAGAAAAAAAUUAACGAAUUAAGGUUCAAAAUAUCCAGGAUGGAAAAGGAUAUGAAAGAAUGGGAAAAAGAAAAUUCUUUGUACCAUACUGCAGAUCUGGGAGGUAAAUAUGACACAAUGAUCAAAGAGAUUGGAGAUACAGAAAUGCAACUGCUGCAACAAGUUCAAAAUCUGCAAUCCGAGAUACAAAUUGGAGAAGCUAAUUAUAAAGAUAUAGUGUCACGGAAGCCCAUUUUAACUAAGGUAAAAUCCAAAGUUGGGAAAGAAACAAUUAAUUCGCUGAGUAGCGAUAAACAGGAAAAUGCAUUACCUAUUAUUAGGGAUCUGGAAUUCCUUCUCACCGAUACUAGCAAAUUAUAUCAGCAUAACAGUAAACUGGCAUCUUUAAGUAAUGACUCUAAAAUAAUGAAAUUCAUUAAAACGCAAAAAUCCAUGGAUCAAAAGAAAGAUUCAAAAUGGAAAGCGAAAUUUGAGAAAAUACAAACAACCAUUAAAGAACUAGAAGGAAAGUUGACUGAAAUGGAAAGUCAAAAACAAGGAAAUAAUUUGAAUGAUGAAGGCAAUGUUUAUAAAAUUUCCUCCUCUGAUAAUAUUCAAAAUUAUCAAAAUAUACUAGCUCAAAAUUACCAAAAUAUAUCUAUGAAUCAGAACGAUACGCCUCAACUACUACCAAAUAGCAAACUAAGUGAUGGAUUAGAGCAAGUCAACUCAAAUGGACUGUCAAAUGAUAGUCCAGUUUUAAGUAAUGAUAUUGACAUGGCAAACCAAACUCCCCUAAUUCUGCACCAUCCUGCCUCAUAUAAUGGUUUAAACCCUCCAAUAAAUUUUCAAGUGAUGUCUCCACCCAAUCAGGUAGCUUAUAUGAAUCAAGAGACUAGGCAAUUUAGUUCCGGGAGCAAUGCAGUUGGUUCAGUAAUGUCAGCUGGUGCCCAGAGCAAUCAUACUAAUAAUUCAGUUUGGAACAAUAGCUAUCCCUAUGAGAAUGCUGACAACAACCUUGAAUAUGAGAAUACCAACCACUUACUGACAGGACUUGAAGAUAUGAUUCAUGAUGAAGCAGACUAUCCAGAAAGUAUUAGUAAUUACUCAAAUGUAUUCACAGUUGAUCAAUUAGAUAAUUACUGGAAUAAAAAGAGAAGUAUACCACUAAAGAGCAAUGCUGCACAUUCAACUAACACAGGGGUAAGUAAUAUACAUGCAGCAGCUGAGAUGUUAUCUCCCCAGGCUAGUGCCCUCUCACAAUCAUCACAAGUAGAUAACAAACUGGGAACUUCUUAUUCACAAGAUAGGAUUCCACUAUCUAGCUCGCCCUUGGGACCAUAUACCCACGCACAUUCAUCAUCGUUGGGUGUUCCUCAAUCGCAUACUCAGCAUUUGCUCUCUUCCUCAUUAAAUAACUCAGUACUUGGAAAAUAUCAAGACCAAUUUGGCUUUCAGCAAGGCAGUAAUUACUAUGGUAAUAGUAGGCCUCUCGCAAGUAAUAUUAAUGGUUUAAGCAAUGGCCUUCCGUCUCCUCAUCAAAAUGAAAAUGAAACAGGGCCUGUAUCGUUCAAUUUUUUACCAAACUAUGCCCACAAUGAUGACAUUUUGGUAAAUCAAGUACACUUGAAUAAUUCUUUUGGAGUUAAUGAUAUUGGCCAGCAUAAUAUAAAUGAAGAAGCUUUCCAAAACUCUAGAAUGGUGGACAAUGCUAGUAACAUCUGGAACACAAUUCAGCUCGAUAAUGACGAUCCAAAAUCUGUAUCUAAUAUGGAAAGCAAAGAGAGUAGCAGCACAAUUCAUGAACCAACUACACCCAAAGCCCAUAAGCGUAACCAAAGUAACAGUAGUAUUGCAUCCUGGACCAGACUGAGUUGGAAAAGCUUGACAACUUCUAAUCCAACCUCUCCACAGAGAGGUAGUAUUCAUGAACCCGCACUUGAAGAAGAGGAUCAACGCCCAAAUAGCCAGGGCCACGCUAAUGGCCAAGAAAGACCCACAAAUGGCAGAAAAAUGUCAAGACUAUUGAGCAGAUCCACUAUGAAUAAUUUAUUCAAGAAGUCUACACAUGACAGUUGA
Molecule: messenger RNA, 2985 nt
Organism: Nakaseomyces glabratus
Lineage: Eukaryota; Fungi; Ascomycota; Saccharomycetes; Saccharomycetales; Saccharomycetaceae
Gene: GTA1
Product: Gta1p
Molecular function (GO): protein binding
Source: RefSeq, a predicted model, not a curated record